AUGAUUAUUGUCUAUUUAAUUUGUUUUGUAUUAAAAUUGAAGGCAACAAAGGAGACCCCUGGCACCCGAAUCAUCGUCGGACCCCCUUCAUUUUCAAUUUUCGAUCAAGAAUUCUACACUCCCGGAACUCGCCUACAAAUUAGCUGUUCGUCCACUUCAACAUCCCCAGAAGCUCUAAUCUUGGAGACUAUAUCCAGGAAAUUCGGAAGUUUGGUUGCGGCGAACUACAAUAAAGUGGUGGAUGGAACUUUUGAGAGUGGAGUCUUUUACAAUAUCAGCUUGAAGGAAGACCUCGAGGUGCGGUGUUGGAAAGUGGGGAAGAAAAUCCCAUCCAUCAAACUAAUCAAUGUUGCUGAUGGACCUGCCAAAACUUUUUAUGAGUUCGAAAAAUCCUCACAUCUGCAAAAAUCCGCGUACGAUGGGGAUACGGUCCACUUAAUCUGCUCCAUCCCCCAUUCUGCAACAAAUUGGGAAGUCUCCUGGCUUCCCGAUCUGCCAGUCAACACAAGGAUCCAUGAAAAGUCCAAGUACUUUAUUUCAACUCUAAGAAACAUCUCAAGUUAUGAAGUAUGCACUUGUGUUAUCAAAACCGACAAGUUUGAACCAAUGUUCUUGGAAACUGUAAUUGAUGUGAAGCCGGCUUCAGCUUCAGCACCGUCCGAAAUGCCGUUCACAGGAGGUUCCAGCAAACAAUCUCUGCUUUUUUAUAUUCUACUGGCAUUUUUAUUGAGUACUGGUGUAGGAAUAGGAGUUUAUCUGUGUUCCGAGAGAUAUUCUUGUAGGGAAAAUAUACGACUACAUGUACCUGGGGAGUUUAUUUGA
Caenorhabditis elegans is the source of this 822-nucleotide messenger RNA. RefSeq names its product Ig-like domain-containing protein (gene F40G9.8). The record is from RefSeq and is marked reviewed. Lineage: Eukaryota; Metazoa; Nematoda; Chromadorea; Rhabditida; Rhabditidae. Bases 1 to 822 code for a protein of 273 amino acids. The transcript has 5 exons.